CUCUCUUCGUUGUUCUCCACCAUGUCUAAUGAAACCAAAGAUCUCUACAACUACCAAUACAAUUCAUCCUUCUCUUUGUACGAAAUGAUGAAUCUCCCUACUUCAACUCCGUCUUCUUAUGUAAACAACAGUUUCGAUCCAUCUUCCUACUCCUUCACUGAUUGCCUCCAAAGCUCUCCAGGAGCGUACGAUUCUCUACAGCAGAAAACUUUUGGUAUUUCUCCCUCUUCAUCAGAGGUUUUCAACUCUUCGAUCGAUCAAGAAUCGAAAAGAGAUGUUUCUGGCGAGACUCCAACUAGGGUUUCUGCACCUUCUUCCUCUAGCGAGGCUGAUCAUACCGGCCAAGAUUCCUGUAAGAGCCAGAGGAAAAGAGAGGUAGCUGAAGAUGGAGGUGAAGAAAAUGAAAGUUCCAAAAAAGUAGGGAAAACAAAAAAGAAUGAGAAGAAACAAAGAGAGCCACGAGUCUCUUUUAUGACUAAAAGUGAAGUUGAUCAUCUUGAAGAUGGUUAUAGAUGGAGAAAAUACGGCCAAAAGGCUGUCAAAAACAGCCCUUACCCAAGGAGUUACUAUAGAUGCACGACGCAAAGGUGCAACGUGAAGAAACGAGUAGAGAGAUCGUUCCAAGAUCCAACGGUUGUGAUUACAACGUACGAGGGUCAACACAACCAUCCGAUUCCGACUAAUCUCCGGGGAAGUUCCGCCGCGGCUGCUAUGUACUCUGCCGACUUCAUGACUCCGAGAAGCCUUACACAUGAUAUGUUUCGGAUGGCUGCUUGUACUAGCGGCAGUUCUUCGGCGGGGGCUUUGGACUAUGGAUACGGACAGAGUGGUUAUGGAAGUGUGAAUGCAAACCCUAAUUCUCCUCAUCAAAAGUAUCACCAAGGUGGUGAAUAUGAGCUCUUGAAGGAAAUGUUUCCUUCCAUUUUCUUCAAGCAAGAGCUAUAAAUUACACAUAUAUAUAUAUACACUUAUAUAUACUACUUCUAUAUAAAUAUACUGAGAGGGAGAAAUUCCAAUAUAUAUGUAGAUUAAGAUCUAUUGUGUCUCUCUUGUUUGCAUGUACAUAUUUUUCAUGAGAGAAUGAGACAUAAAUGGGCUUAAAACAUUGUUGAUGAUGUUUAAUGGGUCAACAUUAGAUAUAUGUAUUUCUCUUUUUAAUUUUUUCUGAACUGUAGUUCCUGUUUUGGGUGAUUUUAUGACAUGAUGUUGUUGUGUUUUUGUUAAAAAAUGCUAUUGAAUUUGUGUAAUGUGUACUAUCUUAUGUAGAAGCGAAAAAGACAUAGUUAAAGCUAUG
Messenger RNA from Eruca vesicaria subsp. sativa (arugula), 1294 nucleotides. The record is from the annotation of a GenBank genome assembly. Lineage: Eukaryota; Viridiplantae; Streptophyta; Magnoliopsida; Brassicales; Brassicaceae.